Messenger RNA from Amphibalanus amphitrite, 706 nucleotides. RefSeq names its product heterogeneous nuclear ribonucleoprotein A1-like. The coding region runs from base 35 to 565 and encodes 176 amino acids. The record is from RefSeq and is a predicted model, not a curated record. NCBI's taxonomy places the organism in Eukaryota, Metazoa, Arthropoda, Thecostraca, Balanomorpha, Balanidae. The transcript has 3 exons.
UUAGAACCAUGAAAACAAUUCCCGUUGAUUUAAUAUGACUAAUUUCAACACAAUAAUCGUGUCACUCAAAUGCCGCGCAAUAAUUCGCGCGGAGGCCGCUACUACACGAUUCUGGGAGCCGGCAGACAGGUUCCGAACACAUGGACUUUCCGCCACGGCUUACCGGCUGGAUAAAAACAACCCCGAGCGGCGACUGUCAUCACUCAGAGAAAGAUCAUACCGGUGUCUCGACGCCCCCAGCGUAACGAAUUCCGUCAUGAAGACCGCCGUCGUUCUCGCCUGCCUGCUGGUGGCCGUCGCUGCCAAGCCCCAGUUUGGUAGAUUUGGACUCGGUGGCUUUGGCAGUGCCACUGGAGGAGCCAACUCUGGUUCUUUUCAGGGGCAGUCGAGCGGUCCCUUUGGAAACAGCCAGGUCCAGAACAGCUUCGCGAGCGCCGGGGGUUCCGCUUUUGGAGGUGGCGCCUCCCUGAACAGAGCUACCAGCAACGUCGGACAGAGCACGGGACUCUUCGGAAAUCAGCAGUUCGCCAACAACCAGGCCACCAGCAAUCAGUUCGGACGGUAACCCGUUCGGCGCAGGAAAAAUAUGUGAUACUGUCAUAACUGCAUGAGUCCUUGUAUGCAGCUUAUGCAAGUGUUUGUUCAUUGGAAACAUCCUCGUGGUUUACAAUGUGUUGAGAUCUGUUUAAUACAAAACGGAAAGAUC